UGACAAGAUGGAAUAUAUAUUGCAUCUUAGAUAUCAAAUUAGAUACCUUACAAUUAAUAUGAGUUAAGUAAAUUUUCUAAAUGGAUGAAUCUGUUUUGUGCAAUUGCAGCUGCUGAAUUAUCUGUUGGAGAUCUGCUAGAGAGGGCUAACAGUGGCAUUGUUCGUGAUGUUGAUGAGCCAAAAGUUAUAGGAGAUAUUGCUGUGGAUGAUGAACAAGAUGAGAGGAAUGCUGAUCCCUGCACCUCAAGUGGCUGCAUGUGGCCCAAAUCUAGUGAUGGCAAAGUCUACGUGCCCUAUGUUAUUGCCAACCACUUCGCUUCCAGUGAGCUGCAGGUCAUCCAGCGAGGUCUGGAUUCCUUUUCUUCUGUUACAUGUAUUCGCUUUAUUCCACGCUCUAACCAGAGGGAUUACAUUAGCAUUGAGUCUCGCAGUGGAUGCUAUUCUUAUGUUGGACGUCGUGGGUAUGGCCAAACUGUGUCUCUCGACCGAAAUGGAUGUAUUUAUCAUAGCACAGUUCAGCAUGAACUUCUUCAUGCUCUGGGGUUCAACCACGAACAGUGUCGCAGUGACCGUGACAAUCACAUCCGCGUUGUGUGGGAGAACAUCAUUGAUAGCUAUAAAUAUGCCUUUGACAAGAUCGCUACUCUGAACCAGGGAACUCCUUAUGACUACAACUCCGUCAUGCAGUACCACAGAACUGCUUUCUCUAAGAAUGGCCUAGCCACCAUGGUCCCUAUCCCCAACAGCAAUGUUGCCUUUGGCCAGGCCACUCAGAUGAGCCAAAAUGACAUCAAACGAGUAAAUAAUCUCUACAGAUGCUAAUAAUUAAAAAUUUUUGUCCCUCAGAAAAAACUCCAUUCUACCACAAGUCCAUCUCUGGAGAGAAAGAAGACAGCAGUGGGAUCUGUGCUUAUGCCAAAUAUACAGAUAUCUCUUCAUUUUAAUAUUUUGUCUCAGUAAUUAGCAGAAUAUAAAUACACAAGGAAAUAUUAAAAAGCUGUGCCCCCCCCCCCACACACACACAAUAUUCAUAUAGCACAGUCAUCUUCAAAAUUAUUGCCAGCCUUGUUAAAGGUGGAUGAUGUUUUUGUCAUUAAUUUUCUGUAAUUGUCACUGAAAUUAUGAGAUAAAUGUGAUCUAGAAAAGACUGGAUAUCACAAUUAUUGCCAGCCCUAGAAAUGUUCAUGACCAAAAUGUAACUGAAGCAUAUGUCAAUUCAGGUUAGUAAGUUCACCUCAGUGUUUUAAGAGUCAUCCAUAACUUCUGUGUUCCAAAUAUGAGGUAAUACUAAAGCAGUCAGUAUACAGAAAAUUAGACAAUACACCAAAAAAAAAGAGACAACAAUCUAUUAAACAACAGUAAUAAAAUGCUGUGUGUGAAUAAGAAUAAGAAUAAAGAGCAUUAUCAGCUGUA
Molecule: messenger RNA, 1413 nt
Organism: Hemibagrus wyckioides
Lineage: Eukaryota; Metazoa; Chordata; Actinopteri; Siluriformes; Bagridae
Product: low choriolytic enzyme-like
Exons: 7
Coding region: 85-822 (245 amino acids)
Biological process (GO): proteolysis
Molecular function (GO): zinc ion binding; metalloendopeptidase activity
Source: RefSeq, a predicted model, not a curated record